This is a messenger RNA of Rhododendron vialii, 1935 nucleotides long. RefSeq lists its product as uncharacterized. NCBI's taxonomy places the organism in Eukaryota, Viridiplantae, Streptophyta, Magnoliopsida, Ericales, Ericaceae. The transcript has 2 exons. Bases 93 to 1670 code for a protein of 525 amino acids. The record is from RefSeq and is a predicted model, not a curated record. Gene Ontology annotation, molecular function: protein binding.
GAAGUAAAAACCCAAGUACAAUUCAGAACCCCAAAGUACGAAGGAACACAGACUGACAUGUAAGAAGAGAGAACUCAAAAACGCGCCGGAAAAUGGCCGACGACGACCGCAUCACCGGAUUGCCGGAAUCCGUCCUCGUCCUCAUCCUCUCCUUCCUACCGAUCCACGACGCCAUCAAAACCGAAAUCCUGUCGAAACGAUGGCAGUUCCUCUGGACUUACCUCCCGUCCCUCCGCUUCAUCCAAGACCACGCGACGAACGAGGGAUUCGUCGCCUUCGUCGACAAAACCCUUCCCCUCUUCAACUGCUCCAAGCUCGAGAAAUUCGGUGUCGAUUUCGAUUACCAGCCGCGUUUCGCUCCUAACGUGAACUCGUGGGUCCGAUUCGCAGCGGGGAAGGGCGUGGAGGAGCUCUGCUUUGAUUUCUACUCUGUAGCCGACGGCUUCGUAUCGUACGAGUUGCCACAGUUUUUGUAUACCAAUGCAUCGUUCAGGAGUUUGGGUUUCUCAUUGUGUAGGGUUACUCCUAAAGGAAAUGUUGCCUGGAAUUCGCUAAAGAAACUGUCAAUUGGGUAUGUCAAGUUGAGUGACGGCGUGAUGGAGAAGAUAUUAGCUGGUAGUCCUGUGUUGGAAGUAUUGGAAUUGUAUGGCUAUGGGGGUUUCAACCGUUUGGACCUCAGUAACAAUGCCAGUGUGAAAAGAUUGGUCCUUAGGGAGUUUUGGGGACGAUAUAGGCCGGAUAGUGAACAUGGCGACCCUGAAGAAGAUGAUGAAGAUGGCGAACACCACUAUGACUCUGAAGAAGAAGAAGAGGAAGAUGAUGGCGAACACGAUGACUUUGAAGAAGAAGAAGAAGAGGAAGAUGAUGGGGAACAUGACGACUCUGAAGAAGAAGAGGAGGAUGAUGGGGAACACAACGACUCUGGAGAAGAGGAAGAAGAUGGGGAACACGACGACCCUGAACAAGAUGAAGUUGAUGAUGGUGAAUACGACGAGGAAAGGUUGGAGAUAUCGGCUCCUUAUCUCCAGUCAUUGGAGAUUUCCUGUUGUAUACCGAGGAAUUGUCAGCUGAGGGACAUAUCAUCUUUGGUCGAUGCCACCCUUGACUGCGAAGGUAGCGAUGACAAUAAUGAAAGGAUCCAAGAUACUUUAAGAGGACUUGUUGAGAGCCUUGUUCAUGUGAAGAGACUUUCAUUAGGUGCUCAGGCUACAAAGGUACUAGUGGCUAUGGAAGCAAAAGGAUUGAGUUCUCGACUGUUGAAGUGUGAAUGUGUACAUACGUUCCUCAACAAACCAGACCAGCCUGGGAUGGCAAGCAUUUUCAAAAGUUCAUCUAAUUUGGAGACAUUAUUCACGGAAAUGUCCUCUACCACAAACGCAGAGUCAGCCCUUCCUUAUAGAGAUUGUCAAGGGAGGCCCGACCAUCUCGCUUCUAUUCAGGGUCUGCUUGACAAGACACUGGCUAACCUGCGCCACCUAAGCGCUGAACACCGUCCUCAGGGAGUCCAGUUGAAUGAGAUGCAAGUCCUGUUGACUGAGAUACAAGCUGGCCAGCAGCGGCAGUAUGAAACAAUGGAGCAGUUCCUGUCUAGCCAGAAGCAGUACUGUGAAAAAUUGGAGCACUUCAUCUCCGAGUACACUCAGCGCUUUGGACCCCCUCCUCCUCAGUAGUUUAUGUUUCUGUUUCUGUUUAUUGGUUAGAUCUUGAGUCUUAUAUUGGAAUAUCUGUUGUCUCAGCAUUACUAUUUGGGUCUUUACUUAUUUACUCUGCGGCCAUUUUUGGGUUCCUUAAAUACUCUUGGUUGGUGGCUGGUGUUCCAGUUGUCCAUAUCGCCUAGCUCAUGGCACUUGAAAGUGGAUGUUUUAUGAUGCCUACUCCUAUGUUGAUCUGAUCUUAUUGUUGUCCUAUUUGGUUUUAAGUAUCAUUGCUCAUGGA